Molecule: messenger RNA, 1128 nt
Organism: Arvicola amphibius (Eurasian water vole)
Lineage: Eukaryota; Metazoa; Chordata; Mammalia; Rodentia; Cricetidae
Product: hepatitis A virus cellular receptor 1 homolog
Exons: 10
Coding region: 1-1128 (375 amino acids)
Biological process (GO): phagocytosis, engulfment; positive regulation of mast cell activation
Cellular component (GO): cell surface
Molecular function (GO): phosphatidylserine binding; virus receptor activity
Source: RefSeq, a predicted model, not a curated record
AUGAUGCAUCCUCAAGUCUUCAUUUCUGGCCUCAUACUUCUUCUCCCAGGUGCUGUGGAUUCUUAUGUAGCAGUGAAGGGGGUGGUGGGUCACCCUGUCACACUGCCGUGUACUUACUCAACAUUUUUUGGAACCUUUAACACGUGCUGGGGCCAGGGGCCAUGCCCGUCUUCUCGUUGUGCAAACACACUUAUCUGGACCAAUGGAUACCGCAUCACCUAUCAGAGGAGCAGCAGAUACCAGCUAAAGGGGAAUAUUUCGGGAGGAAACGUGUCCUUGACAAUAGAGAACGCUGUCGAGAGUGACAGUGGUCUGUAUUGUUGUCGCGUGGAGGUUCGUGGAUGGUUCAAUGAUCAAAAAGUGGAAGUUAAACCAGAAAUUCUCACGAGUCCUCCAACAAGACCCACAACUACAGGGAGACCCACAACUAUAGAGAGACCCACAACUACGAGACCCACGACUCUGUCAACAGGACCCACACGUGUACCAGCAUCACCCAGAGACUCCACCUCUGCUCCUACAACACCAGCGCACACGCAGACUCACACACCUGAACCCACUACAUCUUACCCAAGUCAGACUACAGCCCAGGUGACAGAAAUCGCAUCCUACACUCCUGCAGACUGGAAUAACACUGUGACAUCCUCAGACGACUCUCGGAAUAAUGACACUAGAAAUGAUAAGCAUGUUCUGAUUAUGAAGUCAAUGUUUUGUGGGUGCAGUAGACACACGUGCAGUCCAAGCUCUCAGGAGGGUAAGGAAGAAGGAUCAGAGGUUCCAGGUCAUUGUCAACUAGUGAAAUUCCGAACAGCCUGGGAUCAGGAGACGCUGUCAGAACAACAAACAAACCUUAGAUGCCCCACAGCACAAGUAGGGUCUGUGAUGAAGGACCAGACAGGGGCUGAGCACACUGAGGGCAAGGAAUCUGUCUCUUUGUGGAAGACACAGAAGAACAUGAGUAACGACGUCUCCACUGGAGUUUCCACCGCUGUCCUGCUGUUGCUGCUGCUUGUGUGCAUUGCAGUUAUCACCAAAAAGGCAAAUGAGACAUUGGUUGGAAACCCCAUGACUAAUGCAGGAACAGACUAUCUGAAGGUGGCACCCAGGCCUACAUGGCCCUUUCCAUGA